AUGACAUCCCCUCAUAGCCUUCCAACUUUAAAACGUGUAGCAGUCUGUGGAGGCACUCAUGGGAAUGAGAUGUCGGGAAUUUUCCUGGCCAAGCACUGGGUACAGGACCCUUCUGAGCUGCAGCGUGACACAUUCCAUGCCACUCCCUUCCUGGGCAAUCCUCAUGCAAUUGAGAAGGGCGUACGUUACAUUGAGAGGGACCUGAAUCGCACUUUCUCUGCUGAAUUCCUCAAUUUGAAGGACUCAGAUAUAGGAUCCUAUGAGGUUCAACGUGCUUGGGAGGUCAACCAGAUAUUUGGCCCCAAGGGCUCAUCUCAGGCCUAUGACUUCAUGUUUGACCUGCACAACACCACAUCAAACAUGGGCACCUGCCUUAUUGUGGACUCUGAACACUGCCUGUUGCCCAUGCACAUGUGUAACUACAUUCAGAAACAUUACACCAGGAGUUCCUGCCCCAUCUAUUUCUAUCAGCUACCAGGAGAAGAGACGUAUGGCAUCAAUUCAGUAGCCAAGGCUGGGAUAGCAUUAGAGCUGGGUCCACAGCCUCAAGGGGUACUACGAGCUGACCUCCUUGCUCAGAUGAGAUCUAUUAUGGCCUGUGCCCUGGACUUCAUUGAUCUUUUUAACAAAGGCAUGUUGUUCCCAGCCUUUGAGAUUGAUGCACACAAGGUUGUUCAACGCAUAGACUACCCCCGCUAUCCUGAUGGUGAGAUUUCUGCUGUGGUACAUCCAGAUCUUCAAGAUAAAGAUUUCCUGCCCCUGAAGCCUGGGGACCCCAUUUUCCAGACAGUCAAUGGUGAGGAUAUUUUGUACGAGGGGGCUGACACCACCUACCCAGCCUUCAUUAAUGAGGCAGCCUACUAUGAGAAGAAAGUGGCCUUUGUCCAGACGGAAAAACGCAUGUUCUCCUUGCCUGCGUUGCAAAAGAAUUUUUAAACAAGUUGAGUUUAAUCAU
This is a messenger RNA of Euleptes europaea (tarantolino), 955 nucleotides long. It is a transcript of the gene ACY3, whose product is annotated as aminoacylase 3. The record is from RefSeq and is a predicted model, not a curated record. Gene Ontology annotation, molecular function: hydrolase activity, acting on ester bonds; aminoacylase activity. The transcript has 6 exons. Bases 1 to 936 code for a protein of 311 amino acids. NCBI's taxonomy places the organism in Eukaryota, Metazoa, Chordata, Lepidosauria, Squamata, Sphaerodactylidae.